AUGGACGAUGAGGCGAGGACGCUCACGAGGCGCGGCGCCGCGCUCGUGAAGUACUGCCGCGGCGGCGCGCGGCCGCAUCUCGCGCACGUGCAGAUCUCGAGCGACGCGCGCGCGAUCGAGUGGGUGGGCCGACGCGCCAAGACGAAGCGCGUGUCGCUGCUCGGCGUCCUUCACGUCGCGGAAGGGCGCCGGUCGGACGUCUUCAAGAGGGCGUCCGCGACCGAGCGCGUCCACCCCGACGACGUGUGCUUCAGCGUCGUGUACGAUCGCGAGCGCGGACGAGGCGACGCGGGGGCCGACGGCGACGGCGACGACGACGACGACGACGACGUCGCCUCGACCGGCCGAGCGUCGACGACGACCGUCGCGCGCGGGGAGAGCGGCGCGGACGCGGGGAGGAAGAAGCGCCGCAGGACGUUAGAUCUCGCGUGCGAGGACGCGGCGCAGCGCGCGACGUGGGUGCGCGGGAUCCGGCUCGCGGUCGAGACGGCGCGACGCGCGGCCGCGGCGACGCGACGCGACGCGAAGACGGCAUCGAUGAUGCCGUCUUCGACGCCGUUCGCCGCCGCCGAUUCCGCCGCGGACCGCGCCGAGCGCGCGCGCGCGUCCACCGACGCGUCCACGAGCGGCGGAAACCCCGCGCCGCCGCCGCCCGGCGACGUCUUCGUCUGGGGCCGCGUCCCGAGCGUGAUGACGACGCCGGAGACGCUCGCGUCGUCGCCGCAUCACGUCGUCGUCGACCGCUUCGUGAUGACGCCGUCUCCCGUCCCCGCGCUCGGAGGCGCCGCGUGCGACCCGCGCUCGAUCGCGCUCGGGACGCGGCACGCGGUCGCGGCGACGCGCGCGGGCGGAGUGUACACGUGGGGCGACGGCGUCGGCGGGAGGCUCGGGCACGGCGACGUCGUCGACCGCGCGACGCCGACGCGCGUGCGCGCCGCGGACGACGUGUUCGACGUUAAAGCCGGCGGCGGCGGCGACGGCGGCGCGCGCGCGGUGGUGAGAUGCGGCGGCGAUCGCACCGUCGUGUUGACGCGCGAUCGCGACGACGACGGCGUGGAAGACGGCGGCGGCGCGUUGUACGCGUGGGGAGGGUCCGGCGACGACUUUGGCGUCGGCGGCGGCGGCGGCGGGUCGUCCGCGGAGGACGCGGCGACGCGAUGGACGCUGUCGCGGAUUUGGUUUUCGUCGUCGUCGUCGUCGUCGCCGGAGGCGCGCAUAACGCGCGUCAGCGUCGGGAUGUUCCACGUCGCCGCCGUGUCCGUGGACGGCGCGCUGUUCACCUGGGGCGAGGGCGCGUUUCACGCGCUCGGGCACGGCGGCGGCGGCGGCGGCGGCGGCGGCGGCGGCGCGUCGCGCCCGCCGACGUCGGAGCCGCGACCGAGACGCGUGGAGGGACUCCGCGGGCGCGUCGUCGCGGACGUCUCGUGCGGCGUGUGGCACACCGCCGCGGUCGUCGACGACGGACAGCUGUACACGUGGGGCGACGGCGACGGCGGGAAGCUCGGGCACGCGGACGUGACCGACGACGUCCCGGUGCCGACGCCGCGGCGCGUCGCGGACUGGACUCCGGGAGGAGGAGGAGGAGGAGGAGGAGAGGAAAAAAAUGCGAGCGAGAUCGUCGUGAUCGUCGCGGCGUCGUGCGGGCAGUCGCACACGCUCGCGCUGGACGCGAACGGCGUCGCGUGGUGUCUCGGGAGCGUCGGCAAGACGGGCGCGCCGCCGCCGCCGACGCCGCGCCGGAUCGCGUCCAUCCCCGACGCGGUGGCGUCGCUCUCGAGCGGGGACUCGCACGCCGCGGCGCUCACGCGGCGCGGACGGCUCUACGUCUGGGGCGUCGGGAAGCGCGGCGCGCUCGGGCACGGCGGCUUCGGCGAGGAGCUCGCGCCGCGGCUGCUCGAGGGCGCGCUCGAGGGGCGGACGAUACGCGAGGUGACGUGCGGGCCGGAGAGCACCGCGGUCGUGGUCGACGCGGCGGCGUUGACCAAGAGGGAGAAGAUUGAGCUCGCGAAGGCGGCGAAGAGGGAGAAGAUCGAGCUCGCGAAGGCGGCUUCUUGGAGCGGGGAGUCGAGCGCGAGCGCGCGGCGCGAGAACCCACCGCCUAUUCCGCCGCCGCAGCGAGAACGCGAGCGCGAGCGAGUGCGCGAGCGCGUCGCGGCGACGAACGGCGACGACGUCUCCGUCGGAAAGACCCGGAAAGACCCGACGACGGUUUUCGCCGGCGCGCGCGUGCACGACGUCGUCGAGACGGGUACCGGCGGCGGCGGCCCGGGGUCGGUCCUUCGCGGCGCGGGGUUAGCCCCGCGCGGCGGCAGCGGCGGCGGCGGCGGCGCUCCGGCCGUCGGUCCCCGCCGCCACUCGAUGGACGUUCUUCGCGAACGCGACGCGUUGCUUCUAGAAGUGCGCGAGCUCCGCGAGGCGAUGACCGCGGCGAGGGCGAGGGCGUCUUCGUCGUCGUCCUCUUCUUCUUCUUCGACGCCGUCGUCGUCGUCGUCGCCGCCGUCGCCGUCGACGAUGGACGCGCCGGCGACGCCGGCGAUGCGCGCGGUCUUGAACGACCUCGCCGGCGCGUCUCGCGCGAGGAUAGCCGCGGAGGCGGCGGCGGAGGCGGCGCGCGCGGAGGCCGCUCGCGCCGCCGCCGCGCUCGAGGUGAAAGCUCGGACGCUCGAGGAGAAGGUCGCGCUCGCGGAGAUGGAGCUCUCGAGUCUGAGGCUCGCCGCGUCGCGGGCGGGGGGAGGGGACCUCACGCCCGCGGCGAGGAAGGACGGCCGCGGGUUCGGGUUCGGGUUCGGGCACGACGACAACCCGUAUCCGCAUCCGUCAGAAGAAUUUCAGCCGGGCACGCCGCGGGACUCCCCGAGCGAGGACGAAUCCGCGACGACCGCCGCCGCGAACGCGUCGUUCGUCGCGUCGCUUCGCUCGCCAUCGACGAUAUCUCCUACGCGAGGCCGCCGACCGGCGUGGGACGACGACGACCGCGGCGAUGCGGUCGCCGCCGCGCCCGACGGGACGCCGUCGGAGUCGGAGUGGAUCGAGGAGCACGAGCCGGGCGUUUUUCUCACCGUCGGCGUCGACGCAACGACCGGGGAGGAGACGCUCCGCAGGGUGCGGUUUAGCAAGACGACGUUCAAGGACGGCGCCGCGAGGGGGUGGUGGGAGGCGAACCGCGCGAGGAUCGUCCGCGAGAGGGGUCUAGCCCUUCCGCGAUCGAGGGUUUAG
Molecule: messenger RNA, 3216 nt
Organism: Micromonas pusilla CCMP1545
Lineage: Eukaryota; Viridiplantae; Chlorophyta; Mamiellophyceae; Mamiellales; Mamiellaceae
Exons: 2
Coding region: 1-3216 (1071 amino acids)
Source: RefSeq, a predicted model, not a curated record